Molecule: messenger RNA, 3960 nt
Organism: Trichoderma asperellum CBS 433.97
Lineage: Eukaryota; Fungi; Ascomycota; Sordariomycetes; Hypocreales; Hypocreaceae
Molecular function (GO): DNA binding
Source: RefSeq, a predicted model, not a curated record
AUGCCUAGCGCACAACAUCCACAGGCAAAAUUUGAUCCGAUACCUCCAGAUCUGGACCUUCACUCUCUGGUAGACCGCACACCGAAUUUCCGAUGGGUUCAGCGGGUGUCUCGAUCCCAAAUCAACAGUCUUGGCCAGCAUGAUUUCGAGAAGCUUGUAGCGAUACAUGUCAUAGCUGGCGGGAAACCCCUUGUUAUUGAGGGCUGGGAUGAUGCUCUGCCUUCCUCGCUAUUUAGCGCAGGAUGGCUUGAGAAUGUCUAUGAUAAAAAACAGGAGAAUGUUCGCGAUAUUUCCAACGGCGUUGACAUCCCGAUGACCACUGGACACUAUCUACGCUCCAUGAAACAGCUCACCAAUCAGUGGACUCCAAACACGUAUCGCGACGAGCGCCGACAGCGAUUAUAUCUCAAGGAUAUUGACUGUCCUCCGGAAUGGCGCGAUAUGCUACGGAAAAUUAUUCAUCCUAAUCUCUUUUAUCUCAACGAAAAUCUUACAAGUAAAGGAGACAUACGCAUGCGCGAUGGGGAAAUUUUUGAGAGCGAAACUACCGCUGCCUCUGCUGGAGAUCUUAUGUCUAGCCUACCAGAAGAAAUGCGAGCCCAAAAUCUCAUGUGCUACAUAGGCCAUGAAGGAACCUACACGCCCGCCCAUCGGGAGAUGUGCGCAUCGCUGGGACAGAACAUCAUGGUUGAGGCAUCACGAGAUGAAAAUGGAGAAAAGAAGGGGACUUCAAUUUGGUUCAUGACUGAAAGCAAAGAUCGUGAAGUGGUCCGAGAGUAUUUUUUGUCGAUGCUUGGCCAUGAUAUCGAGAUUGAGAAGCAUUUCGCGCAAAUCAACGCGUGGAAGAAGGCCCCCUUUGAUGUAUACAUUGUGGAGCAAUGCGUCGGCGAUUUUAUACUUAUUCCACCUCUCGCUGCGCAUCAAGUUUGGAACAGAGGGACCAGAACGAUGAAGGUUGCUUGGAAUCGCACAACAGUGGAGACCUUAGACCUCGCACUACAUGAAGCUCUUCCCAAGGCUCGCUUGGUGUGCCGAGAUGAACAGUACAAGAAUAAAGCUAUCAUUUACUAUACCCUUCAAAAAUACCACGCAGAGCUCCGAAAAAUUGAAAAGAAGUCAGAGAUUAUGCAGAUUGGCUUCGGGGGCUUCGGGCGAGAUAUCUUCAGAAGCUCUCCGCGCACGAAGCAGCUAGCGGCUGACUUCAGGAAACUGUUUCAGCUAUUUACCGAAAUCAUUCUUGAUGAAGUCUUUGCAUUCAAGGAGAAAGAUGUCGAAUUCCUACCGUUUGACUCCUGCGUUACCUGCUCUUACUGCAGAUCUAACAUUUUCAAUCGGUUUCUCACCUGUAAACACUGUAUCAGAUUCUUGCCUAAUGGAGAAGAGGAUGCAUACGAUGUUUGCAUGGAGUGCUAUGCAAUGGGUCGGUCAUGCGUCUGCCUCUCUGGCCUUCAAUGGUGUGAGCAAUGGUCAUGGUCGGAGUUGGCUGAUAACUACGAGACUUGGAAAGCAACUGUUAUCGCAAUUGAUGGCCACGUGGAUUUGGAAAACUCUCCACAGCCACUCGAGAUAGCUAGACAGAGGGUAGGAAAGAAAUCGCUCGCUCAGAUCUGUCAGGAAGCAUUACAGCGACGCCCUUGGAAGGACAUUACAAAACCAGACCGCGAAAAGACACCCAGCGACUCUGAGCAAGGCGAGGGCGAUGAUAAGCCGAGUAAGAAACCAAAAAGAAAAAAGAAGAGGGGUGAAGUCCACCGUUGCCAUGUUUGUUGCCACCCGGAUUAUAGCUAUCGAAUACAUUUGUGCACGAAUCCUGGCUGUGCUGAAGGAUACUGCUACGGCGUCCUAUAUCGGGCUUUCGAUCUCAUGCCACAGACCGUUAUGGAAGAUGAGCAUUGGCAAUGCCCUAAAUGCUUAGGGAUAUGCAAUUGCGGCCAUUGCCGCCGUGCAGGCAUUACACGGCCAUACAUGCCAAAGAACACAUCUCUCGGACAUGACACUCGACGAAUUGCAGACGAUCGAAGUGUAGAAGCACUUGUUGAUUUUCGAAUUCACAACUUGUCUUGGUUGAAAGCUGCGGGAGAAGAAAGUCGUAGCAAGGACAGUAAGAGAAUGCAGCGGCUGCGGGAGCAAGCGGACAACGCCAAAGCGCAAGAUGCUCUGCAGCAAUCUCAUGCAGAGCCUAAGAUGCAAUCUAGUGCUGUUUUCACUGCCAACCUAGGAGAAUCUUCCAUGAUAAACGGGUAUGGAGAUCAGAGUCAAGUGCUUGGUCACGAUAGGGGAAGUGUAUCCAACCUGACGUUUGACGUCUCCGACAGACACCCCAGUAAGGCCGACAUCGCGCCACAAGAUGUUGCAGUCCCAGCCUCAGUCGAUGCUCGAGAGCAAAGAAGUGGCGAUUCAUCACAUUAUCCUGAUCCAUCAGUUUUCACACGCCAGCGAAUAGGAAUGGGGUACUACGAACAAGACGAUACACCGGAUAAAAUACUUUUUGACCCAUACCAGGCGCCUUCCACCGAGUCAAUUAAGGCUGACGAAUCUACUGUCCCAGAAUUUGUUAAAAAAACCAUUCGGGCAGCUAAGAGAAAAGCUAAACGGGAGAAUGACGAUCCCGAUUUCAUUAUUCCUAAAAGCCACACGAAAAAACCAAGGCUUACAACGGAGCCAUCAGAUUUCCUUGAUAACAUGGACCCAGCUUUAUUUACCGAAGAAACUUUGCCAGCAGUACAUAAUCAAACAACUGCGCUUGCUCCUAUGGAUAGGGAAGUUUCUGUAGGGACGUCUCGAGGAGAGCCCAGCCACAAUGCAUCGAAGAUACUCGUUGCUCCGGCUGAUACUAAUGAGCCAAGUCUUCGACAUGCCAAGCCACGGGCGUCGUAUGUUGAGAUCGAUGACCUGGAUAUCGACGAAGUAGAAGAAGCUGAAGCAGCGCCUCGGGCUUCUCCAACCCUAACAGCGAGCUCGAUGAAAGCUCAGGAUUCAGCAGUCGAUAAAGCCCAUAAAGAUAUACCCGCGAACAGAGGAGGACAAGGACGGAGUAGUGCUGAAGAACAACGUCCGAGUAGAGUAACGCAAGAGGCGGUCUGGGAUGUUGUUCCAAAACGUCGAGGUCGACCACCAAGAAAGUUGCCAAGAAUAGCAUCGCCGGUGACGACUGAGGACGUGUCGCCGCCGCAAAUUGAAAGUGGAAAUAAUAAAAGGGGGAGAGGUCGCCCAAAGAAGUCACUGUCUAUACCACUCAUGGAGGCAGAUAGUAACUCGCAGUUUGUGUCAUGGAAACAGCAAGGCGGCAUGGUCUUCGCUCACGAUUCAGAAACUCGUCAAUCGGAAUCUCUGGAUUCAAACGAGCCGGCCAAUAGUAGAGACGGUGAUUUCAUUGAAGACUUACCACAACGACGCUGGAGCUCCAGAUCUUCCGGUGUUGCCAAAAUUGGCGUUGUCAGACCACAACAAGAGCACCAAAUCAACACCUUCAAAGAAGUACAAAUCGAAGGCGAAAGAGGAGAUCCUCUUCCGAAAAGGAAGAGAGGUCGACCUCGGAAAUCUGUGGCUUCUGAACGAAGCGGAUCCACUUUGGAUGUGAUUUUGCCAGCAAAUUCUCAGUUUAUGUCUAUGGCUGAACGGAUGGCUCUCAAAGGCAAAUCGUUCAAGAUUAGCACGAGGAAAGCCCAAAGCAACGUGAAAGGCCCAAGCCCGGGACAGCAGACGAUGGUACGAGUUGAAGAACGCCUCGUUGAGAAACAGAUAUCCAAGAGAACCCCUGAAACAGAUGAGGUGUAUGAAGAACACGAAGAGGGAGAGAGUGAAAGCCUUUAUGGCAAUGAUCACACCCAGGGGCGCACUAGUAGAACUAGAGAGGCCAGCAAAGCAAGAAUUUGGUCUCGGUCUAGCAGUUCCAGGGAGUCGACAGAUGACGAAGACAUACCAUCCAAUGGUCGCAUUACUAGAAGCAAUCGAUAUUGA